AUGGCCUACCCGCCUGUGCCAUUGGUGACAGCCUUCUACGGCCAUUGCGCUCGUCUGCGGUCGCCACGACACUUCUGUCAAUCCGAUCUGCUCGCUCUGCCGGCCAACGGAUGCACCACAAGUCUUGCUGCGGCUCAAGGAGAAAGCACAACAGUGUCGGUGGGGAGCGCGCGCGUUGCAGACUGGGACGUUGAUGGCGGCGGUAGCGGUGCUGCGCUGCUGCUGAUGCUGCACGACGUUGCCACACUGCCAUGGGCGGCAGGCUUACGCCUUAAUCUCACCCUCCACGGAGCGCCUACGUGCGCUCAUGACAGGAUGGCGCGGCGGGAGCUGCCGGUGGCCGCUGCCAUCAAGAGAAACCGCGGCGGUGCUAGCAGACCGUCAAGCGCUUCCCCAGCGAUAACACGCGUAGGUGGUGGGGUAUCAACGCAGUCCCGCACCACCUCCGUCGUCCCUGCAGAGGCUUCUCUCGCAAAAUCCGGCGCAGAAGGCGAGGAGCAAGGCAGCGUAGCCACCUCCUGGCGCACCACCACUGCCGCUGGCCACCAAGCUGACAGGGACGCCUGGCAGCCUUUCAGUGAGUACAGCGAGCCACAAGCCUGCGCAGAGACGUCGGCGCUUGCACUGCGCUCAUUUGCCGUUGCGCAACUUGGCCAGCGCGUGCCGCUGGUGGCCCUCGUGGCUGAGAGAGGCUGCGAUGCCAAGUCGACCGUCUCUGCCCUCACCGAGGACUGUGUCACCCAUCGAACCAGCGCGGUGUACAACGAGCAGUGCUCAAACAGCCCUGCCUGGCUCCCGCCACGCACGGCUGUGCAUCGCAUGCCGGUGGAGGUUUAUGCGGAACGUACCCCGUUGCUGCGGACGAGUGGCACCGCCGCCUUGCAGCGGGCGCUUCGGCAAGCGCUGAGCCGUGUCUCGACUGCGUCGGCUGGCCACAACAGCCACGGCGCUGCACAUUUACCUGCAACAUGGCGGUCCUCGCCAUCGAAGCCAUGCGGAGGACUGCGGUGGCCUGUAUCACCUCUGGCACAUCUCGUCUGGAACGGGGAGUGCUGGAUCGAAGAAACAGACGUGCAGGUGGUGGAGAUGGAGGAGCGGCUCCUCGGCGCGCUGCUGGGCGACGAUGAUGAGGAUGCGGCUGAUGCUAGUGCUGAUGUAGCUCGAUCAACAACGAACAGGAACACUGUCAUGUGCGGCACGCCUGCUACGCGGAGUAGCACUCGUGAAAAGAGCGGCGCAGGUCGGUUAGAGGCACUCCGGAUAGGCUUCAAUGCACAGGGCCCUGCGUAUCCUCGGUUCUGGCUGCCGAGCUGCUGGCGUCGUGCCAGCGGCUUACGUGAAGUAUUGACGCCUCUUUUUCGAGAUCCUGACGACAGUAGUGCGGGGAUCGGUGCAGUGUGUGGCCGUCCAGCGGGCGCUGCCGCCCCAGCCGCCUCACGGUGCGCGUUUUCCAGCAGGUCGUAUGAGGCCUGGGAGCACACCAGUGAAAAUGGACGAGUCGCGGAAGCGGCAGUAGAGGCAGCCGCUGGUGUCGCACCGAUACCAGCGGCGCUGCGUUGUAGUCAGUGGGUGCUACGCUUGCGAAAGGCGUGGCUUGUCGCCAGCCCUAACGUAAAAUCGGCCUCGCUUACUCGUGCAGGUGCAGAGGCGCGAGCUGACGUCGCUGCGCAGCCGGGCCUCGGCAACGCGGGUGUGAAGCCAUUACCAUCUCUGCUCGAUGCCGCUCGCUGUGCCAGCGACCACUCGCAUGCCCCCUCUUCGGGGUCGCCAGCACCAGUACCCGUGAGGUACCCCAAUUACGACCUCCUUACUGGCUUGCCGCUGAACUUGCGCGACUACGACGCUGCUGCCAGAAGGGCCCGCGGCGCUUCCAGGGGCUCCCGCGCGUCCUCCUGCUCCUCUUCAGCUUCGAAGUCAGCCAAACUGUCUCUGUGGCCUUCCUGGACGACACAGACGCCACCGGCACACGAGUGCUGCGUGCAAGCGGCGCAGGCUGCUACCUUUCAGUAUGCUGAUGAUCCGUUCUUCCUUGCGGCUCUCUCUCAGAAGGUGGGGUGGAUCCGUCUAUCUCCGACCUGCAAUCCGCACACGCCUCACGUAGGCGCCUCAUCGGCAUCGGUGCCGACGGCUACCCCGGGCACGGGACCGGUGUCGUGGCAGUUGCCUGAUGUGCUGCGGAGGUGCUACAAAAUACCCAGCUCCAUCGCGGAUGUCCCCCAACGCUGGCUGUGUAGUGGUGCAAAGACAGCGGCGCAGACAGCGGCUCCCAGCAUGGCUGCUGCUUCGUCCACAGCGCCGGCACAUCAUCUGCCUUCGUUGCCGCCGCCGCCCGUUGCGAGUGUAUCGGUGCCGCAGCAAGAGUGGUGGACAGGCUUUUUCCUGCAUGACGCACCGCACUGGUGGCACCGCGAGGUGUACAAAGGCGCGCAGCAACGCUGGGCGACGAAAAGCACUUGCAAGGGCAGGCUCGCAGCGCCGGUGCGGCCGCGGCACGAGCGCGACGCUGAGCGCACAGCAACUGCUGAGGAGGUGGCGCGGAUCCUAUCGUUUCUUCAGGAAGAGUGUCGUGUUCCGCCGCCUCCGGUGAGCGCUGCCAGCACAGCAGCUGCCGUGGCAUCCCCAUGCCACGACGCGCCUGGGCUGACGUCAGAGCCCUCGUCACCGGUAGAGAUGACACAGAAGACAGCGACCUUGCCGCCGCAUGUGUGCGUACUUCGACUGGCACCUGUCGCGCCUGUGCUGCGCCGCCCACGCCGAUUAUUGAGGCGCGGCGAGCAGGGAAAGCAAGAGCACCACUGCGCAUCUACUUCGGCCACGGAGGCUCUGUCGUUGAAGUUGCAGUGGUCCCUUGUAUCGGACACAGCCGCGGUGACAGUGAACACGUUCUUCUCUCUGCAGGACGUGUUGAACGACGCUGGACCUUCUGGGACGGCUUCCUGUGCGCUGCCGCCCACCUCGUCGGCGGGCCGCGCGGUGCUGUUUUACGUUGAGGUCAAGGCUGGGUUGGAGGUACUGCGGCGGGCGGCACACGCAGCGGCUGCCCGGGAAGACUCCUCCGACGACGCGGAAGGCCCCUCGCCGGCCCCUUCCUCGUCUACUGCCUGGUGGGAACAGUUGAGUGCCUUCUACGACGCCAAUACGUUUGUGGGGUACGAAACCGCACCUCCGGCGACACUGUCGACGACGGACGAGGGCAACAAAGGCAUCAGCAGUGGUGGCUGCGAGGAGGUCGGUACAACCCACCGCGAUGGUGUCGCGCACGAGAGCGCUGUACCCGCCUUCUGCCACCCUGCAGUGACGGAGGUGGUGAGGACAUGUGCGCAACUGAUGCUGCGAUGCGGAGGGCCAUCGCACAACUGCCAUGUGAGCGACUCCCCCAUCACCCUCGACAGCGGUGGCGGUGAAGGCAACAGGGUUUCAGCAGAGGCAGUAGCCGUAUGGUCACGCGUGGACUACGAUGCGCUGCUUCGCACCGCAGUCGUCGCGUCCGCAAGGGCCGCAGCUACGCCUUCCUCGGUAGCCUGCUUGCGCAUCAAGGUCGCUGAUGGCGACGGUGGCCGGAGUGGUGCAGAUGAAGAGGCGAACGAGGAGUGGGCGGAGGAGAGGGCGCCGGACCAAGCAGAUGAGGCCGCGGCGCACGCCGACAACGGAAGCGAGAGCUCGCAUGCAGAGUCGGCAGUCACGCACGAAACGCAACGCACGCGCCCGGCCAGUGGCGCAGCGGCACCCUCUAGCCGAGACCAUGCGACAAGUGUUGGACAGGACAGUCCAUCAUCUGCUCAAGUGGCGCAGGGGUCGUCGUCGACGUCAUCAUGCUUGGCAUACGGUGUGGAGGUGUACAAGUACGACGAGGAGGGCACGCGGAGUGCACCGUGCCUUAGCUGCGGGGGACUCGAUGUGUCUCUGAACGAUGCACAGACCCCAGCGACUGAACCGGCUGACUGGUCAGGGGUGGAUGGUCGCGUCCCACUCGAGCGCAACGGCCGACUGAGCGAGGCCCUACAGCCCCACAGAAACCCUGACAGCUUUGGCACGAUGGCGGGUGCGGGUUCUGCCUCCUCCUCCUCCUCCUCCGUCGACACCUGUGCCACUUCGAGCGCCGCGUCUCUCUCGUCCGCUGGCCUGCCGUCCGCCUAUCUGUCGAGCGGAAAGUCUGCGCAAGCGGUGACGCUUGGCGAGGCGUCUGUCGCCUCCAUCCUCGACGCCCGAAAGGAGUCCAGGCAGAGCGGCGGAGACGUCGGCGCAGACGACGGAUCACGAGCACAGCGCCAGCUGAGAAGUGCCGAGCUCCUCGUUCAGAAUAAGGAAUUCCUGUAUGUAGGGUCUUCAAAGGACAGCACCGGCAGUGCUUCCCCGAUGCCCUCAGGCACGGAUGGCGGGUCGCCGUCGCCUCCGUUGGAUGUGAUGGGUACCUUGAUAGCGGAGGAGCGCCAUCGGUUUAAGAUGGAGUGGCAACCGUGGCUGCGAUACCUGCCUCCGACCACCACGCAACAGAGAAACACGCCUUCAACAAUUUCAGAGCCCACAGAGACCCCAAAAAACGUGUCCCGCGUGUUUGGCUUUCUGCAGUCGUCGGCGGCCUCCGAAUACUGCACUGGCUCCUCUUCAAGAGCUGACACAACCUCCUCCCGAGGCAACGGUGGAGAGCGCAACGCCGACGACUCGGCCCCGCCAGCGGCAGCAGCAGCGUCGGAUGGCGCGGUGGCUGUCCUCGACCUGGGGCUUUGCGUGCUGCAUGUAUGUCGCACAGAGGUAUACGUGAACGCCGCCAACUUGCUCUGCCACAGGGAGACUCACUGA
Leishmania major strain Friedlin is the source of this 4800-nucleotide messenger RNA. RefSeq lists its product as hypothetical. Bases 1 to 4800 code for a protein of 1599 amino acids. Lineage: Eukaryota; Euglenozoa; Kinetoplastea; Trypanosomatida; Trypanosomatidae. The transcript has a single exon. The record is from RefSeq and is a predicted model, not a curated record.